CCACCCGUAGAAUUAGGGGCAGAGCUUCCUCCAUAAACCCGUCCCUGAGCUCGCAGAGCCCCAACCGACGCCGUCCGUCCGUCCGAGGAAGCCAAGCCGUUGUGCAAUCUGCGCCCAAGUCCAGCCAGCCAGGCCAAGAAGAGGAAGGAGCUAUGGGCAACUCCGGCAGCACAGCUCCCGCACCGCUAGGGAAGACCCAUGUUCCAGAUUUAGAAUGGAAGGUUCAUGACUUCUCAGCUCUACUUGAGACGAAAGCUGCCUCGGCGCUGUCUACUCCUUUUCACUGCUUUGGGUACAAGUGGUGCCUGCAAGUGACUCCAAAGCACAAACAAGAUGAUAAAGGGAAUCCAUGUGUUGCUCUUUCUCUUAUGAUACUCCAGGGGUGUUUGGAGCCAGGUCACACGGUGCAUGCAAAGUUUAAGUUGUCAAUAUUCAACCAUUCAAAAGGAAUGUAUUGUGGAUACAAAGCUAGCUACAACUUCGAUGUCAAGGAUGCCUACUCGAACAAGAAAUGCUUGAUUCCUCUCCAGGAGCUACUAAAAUCAUCUGCUUUUCUAGUUGAUGAUACUUGUGUCUUCGGUGUGGAAAUAUUAAAAGUUGAUGUCUCUUCUCCUAAAAGGAAGUCCGUUGUGGUUCAGAAGAAGGCUACCACAGUUGAGAACCUCUUUGUCCAGAAGAAGGGAUUCAUCAAAGGGACAUACACUUGGACCAUGAACAAUUUCCUAGAAUUGGACUCUCAGCAAUCUGUCCGUUCUCCGACAUUUGAAGUUGGUGGGCAUAAAUGGAACAUCGGCAUGUAUCCGCGUGGUGACAAGCGCUGCCCUGAUUGCCUCACCUUGGCUUUGUACCUGGACUCCUCGGAUGAGCUCUUUCUUGAGUCCAGAAAGGUGGUUAAAAUAACUCUGUCCAUCCUGGACCAAAAGAGUGGGAAAUACUUCACUAGAACUACAGGUCUCUUGGCAUGUAUACACCCAGAUGGUUGGGGAUGGUACAACUUCUUGCCACUCAAGGAACUCCACGAUAUGUCCAGAGGCUAUCUUAUGGAAUCGAAGUGCGUCCUCAAGGCAGAUAUCACUAUCUUUGGAUCAUCCAAUGACGGCUAGAUCUUUACCUCGUGGCCUGAUGCAGAGUUAAUGUGCCUUCAUCCUACUACUAGUUAGUUAUAUAUAUGAGAUGGUGUUGCUGAUUUGGUUGAUGUUCUUAAACUUACUAUGGUAUUAAAGAUUAACUAGUUCACAAGAAG
Messenger RNA from Triticum aestivum (bread wheat), 1243 nucleotides. RefSeq lists its product as uncharacterized. Lineage: Eukaryota; Viridiplantae; Streptophyta; Magnoliopsida; Poales; Poaceae. Bases 153 to 1103 code for a protein of 316 amino acids. The record is from RefSeq and is a predicted model, not a curated record. The transcript is spliced from 7 exons. Gene Ontology annotation, molecular function: protein binding.